UGGCUGGUUGUCCACCGGUGGUAGUAGAGGUCCUCGUGGUUGAGGGAGACGUGACAGGAGUGGUGGGGGUAGUGAAAGAAGUUUGGGGCCGCGUGCUCGUAGUCGAAGCAAUUAGGCAUUGGGAGUACCCUAAGCAUAGUUUUAGUGACAGUUUAGUCCUCCGCCUGUGGGAGAUUCAAAAGGGGCAAGAAUACCAGAAGCGAUCAUCACAGGGCCAAGAGAAUCGGUUGGGCACCAAUGUCGAUAAUGGACAGAAGUUCUUGCGGAAGAAGAACGAUGAUGUCCUAGAAUCCGCGUCUGUGAAUGGACCUUGGUGUAGGGAGGUUACUGGUCAGUUAAAAUCACAGUUGGAAUUUCCGGCUGGUGGCUGUGGUGAAAAUGAGGUGGUGUCGAAGGAUCAACGACGGGAUCACGGGGAUACUUGGGAGGUUAUGAGGUGGGGAGAAAAAAGGCUAUCUGAACAUUGGGACCUAUAUCCUAGUCCAUGCUUGAUGAGAAAAGCGGCUGGACCCGAGCCUAGACUCCAUCUUAAGGUACUUCCUCCCGAGAGUCGUACGGCAUGA
This is a messenger RNA of Acaulospora colombiana, 563 nucleotides long. Lineage: Eukaryota; Fungi; Glomeromycota; Glomeromycetes; Diversisporales; Acaulosporaceae. The record is from the annotation of a GenBank genome assembly.